AUGCCUUACAUUUCAAACUCUUCGUCGCUUAUACCCUACCUCAUCCAGAAUCAGGCCGUAACAUACGUUGCUGUUUCGCUUCUUACGGUGGCGGUUUACGAUUACGUUCUCAGCAUGAGCGAGGAGGUGUUGCUGAUAUGGCAAUAUGGAAAAUCACCCUUAACAUUCUGCUAUGUUUUUGAUUUCCCUUGGUCGGUGCUUUCAAGCUAUGGUUCCACACGAUUGUACUCAUCCUUUCCAGUGACUUCUUUUUCCAUUGUUCUAUCGGAUAGAGUUUCUCAAGAAGGCAUAUUAUUGGGCAUUCGGGUGUGCGUGGAGUUAAAUGCCCAAAGCCCUUUCUCCUGGGCUGUCAGCGUGGUGAAUGAUGUUGGUACAUAUGCGUACGAGCUCCUGCUUGUUGCAAUGCUCGUCUACCGCUCAAUUGUGUACUUACGAGAGGGUGGAUAUACGAACUCCUCAACGGGGCUUAAGGAGCUUAUCAAGUUGCUGGUGGGGCAAGGUUUUUUAUAUUUCAUAUGGGUGCUCACAGGCACGACUCUUUCCAUUGUUUAUAGUGUCCCAGUAAUUAGCAAUAAUCUGAGCCCUAUGGCUCAAAGAACCCUCGCCGUCAUCAGUGUAGUCGUCGACACUGGACUUUUUUGCAUGUUGGGGCCAUGGCUGAUCUUGUCCAUCCGUCGGAACCACAUGAAUCAUUUGAAUGGGGGUCCAAGUAUGAAUAGAGCCACACUCAGCUCCGUCGCAUUCGCCAGUCGUCCACUCGCUCUCGAUGACUCGCUAGAGACAUCACCAAACGAGGACCUUCUUCAAUCUGAAGCUUGA
Messenger RNA from Coniophora puteana RWD-64-598 SS2, 819 nucleotides. RefSeq lists its product as uncharacterized. The transcript has 11 exons. Bases 1 to 819 code for a protein of 272 amino acids. The record is from RefSeq and is a predicted model, not a curated record. Lineage: Eukaryota; Fungi; Basidiomycota; Agaricomycetes; Boletales; Coniophoraceae.